Molecule: messenger RNA, 823 nt
Organism: Brachypodium distachyon (stiff brome)
Lineage: Eukaryota; Viridiplantae; Streptophyta; Magnoliopsida; Poales; Poaceae
Exons: 1
Coding region: 2-622 (206 amino acids)
Source: RefSeq, a predicted model, not a curated record
CAUGACCGUCCAUGGAGACCACGACGCCGGCUUCAGCUAUCCCACCUCCAUCAUCACCGUGACAUGCGAAUUCGCUGUGACGAUCGCCUUCGCGGUCGUGAUCCCGUGCUACUACAUGUGGUACGACUUCCCUCCCGAGUUCUCCGUCCAGCUCCGGCCCGAUGGCAUCGGCCCAAACGGCCCGGCCGCCGCCUCCAUCUCAAGCGAAAACGCCUUCAACGUCACCCUGCGCGCCGACAACCGGCGUGCUACAGAAAGGUGCUACCGCGAAGGCGAGGCGGUGGUAACCUACGCCGGCUUCACCGUCGGCGCGUCGACCCGCACGCCGGACUUCUGCGUGCCACGGAAACAAGCGCGGGAGGUUCCGUUCCGUGUGGCGUGGGAUUGGGUCGACGGCGUCGGCCCGGAGCACCUGCGUGACCGCUUCGCCGCGGCCGAGAAAGUCGGCGCCGUGGAACUCGAGGUCCAGCUGAGACUGGUCCAGGGAGACGACAAGCCAGUGUGGAUGUGGUGCAAGGUGACGAUGGGUACGGCGGGAGCGCGAGACAGCCCCUGCUCGGUGUUCGGUUUGCAGAAUUGGUUGUCGGACUGGCCUAGGGCUAUGAUGCAUCUGAUGCAGUAGUACAGGCUUCUUCAGCGAAUUAUCCAAGAUUACCGCUCAAUCCGUUCCUAAAUACUUGUCACAAUUUUAGUACAAACUUGCACCACAUGUCGCUAUUUAGGAACGGAAGGAGUAAUUAAUAGCGGUUCCUUUUAACUGGCACAACUGACAGGAUAAUUUUGUAUGUCGCCCGUGCAUCUGAUCUUUUAUUAUGUUCCUCUA